Messenger RNA from Oldenlandia corymbosa var. corymbosa, 1425 nucleotides. The record is from the annotation of a GenBank genome assembly. NCBI's taxonomy places the organism in Eukaryota, Viridiplantae, Streptophyta, Magnoliopsida, Gentianales, Rubiaceae.
AUGGCGACAGACAAAGAUUUGGCAAACAUCAUUGGGAGAUUGCCAUUGAGGGAAGGCGAAAGCACCAGAUACUCCACGAGUUCUUUGAAUACCACUCGGAUUGAUCCGUUCCUGACGGUUGUUGCAAAAAACCACUAUCCAAGAAUAGUUUCGCACAACUCCAUUGCCUUUCACUGCCGUAAUAUUUGGUCUGUGAGGCGUGGAUUUGCAGUAAGGCCUUUGGGUGAGAAUUUGGUUCAUAUUAAAUACAAUGAUCACAUAGAUCGGGCUAGGGUUUGGCAUGGUGAGCCUUGGUUGCUUGGUAGGAAGUAUCCUUUGGUCUUAAAACCUUCUGAUGAUCUUAAUGUGGAUUUUGAGUCAUGCCCUUGGUGGAUCCAUCUGUAUAACUGUCCUCUGAAUCUUAUGAAUGAGGAAUUCACUGCUUUUGCGAGGAAUAAGAUUGGCAAGAGUUGUCUGACAACAACCCCUGGGAGUUCAUCCAAUCCACCAAAAUAUGGAAGUUGGUUGAAAGCAAAAGGUUAUUGGAACCCUUUUGUCUCGAAACGUCCAGUGAAUGAGCCUGAUUUGUUUCAUGUUCCAGAUGAAUCUGAUGAGGAAGUAGCCCCAUGGAGAAAACGUCAAGCUCAUCGUAUAUCAUUCAUCUGUAAUCGAACUUCUCAUCAAGCCGUAUCAGAUGAACCUGCUCCCAUUAUCGUUUCUCCUACUAAACCAUCUAAUCCUCCAUCAUCUUUUCCAUUCUUUGAACCUGAAAAUGUUUGCCCCGCUAAUCCGUCACCCAUUCAAAAUCAGAAAGGCAAAAAGAAAGUUCUUUCAUCUGCUGAACCUGAUGUGAACAUUAUUCCAGUUUCCCCAGUUUCAAAUAAUAAUCUCCCAAACCCGAACCCUACCCAGCUAUGUUUUCCUUCUCCCCCAGAACCUUAUCACCCCUUAUCUUCCCCACCCGUUCUUGAUCCUGUAUCUAUUCUCCCCACUCAUAAUGGCAACCAGAAUCCCCAAGAAUAUCUCUACGGAUGGCGAGGCGUGGGGAGUCCUCGGAAAUUCCAGGAGCUGGACGAAAUAGUCCGAGCUAAAUCCCCGCACCUCAUCUUUCUUUGUGAAACCAAGAGUAAUCAGAGGCAAUUUGAUCACUUGAAAGAGAAAUUGGGUAUGUUUGGUUUAUGUGUUGAAGCUCAAGGUUCCUCAGGAGACCUUGCCAUGUUAUGGAGGAAAGAUUUGAUCGUGAAUUUGCGUUCUUUCUCAGACCGAUUCAUUGACACUAAUGUUGUUUUGCUAGGAUCAAGCGUUCGCAUCACCGGUAUUUAUGGGGAGCCAGACGUUUCGCUUUGUAGAGAUGCUUGGAACUAUCUUUCCUCCCUGUAUGAUCCGUUAGAGCAACCUUGGCUUAUGUUUGUUAGAGCAACCUUGGCUUAUGUUUGGAGACUUUAA